Molecule: messenger RNA, 1727 nt
Organism: Otolemur garnettii (small-eared galago)
Lineage: Eukaryota; Metazoa; Chordata; Mammalia; Primates; Galagidae
Gene: ZBP1
Product: Z-DNA binding protein 1
Exons: 8
Coding region: 118-1347 (409 amino acids)
Biological process (GO): positive regulation of type I interferon-mediated signaling pathway
Cellular component (GO): nucleus
Molecular function (GO): double-stranded RNA adenosine deaminase activity; RNA binding; DNA binding
Source: RefSeq, a predicted model, not a curated record
UUGUGGGUUCAGAGCUGCCAGAGCACCCGGCUCCACCACCUGAGGACACUCAGCCUCAACCCAGCCGCCUUCUCGAGGCCACACAAGUCCACCAGGCUCCCUACAGCUGCUGCCAGCAUGGCUGAGCUUCCUGCUGCCCUGGGGAAAGGAGAUGACCUUGAACAGAAGAUUCUGCAGGUACUGAGGGACGCUAGCUCCCCUGUGAAGACUGUCCAGCUGGUGAAGGAAUGCCAAGUGCCCAAGAAGGAGCUCAACCGAGUCCUCUACCAAAUGAAGAAGGAGUUGAAAGUCUCCCUCGAGUCCCCAACAACAUGGUCUUUGGCCAGGGGUGGGCCUGAAGGUGCAGCUCCCACAGAGAUGGCCCAGCCCAACCAUGCUGAGCAACAGGAAGGCACAGUUGCAACCCCAGAGCAGCCUGGCCCUGGGCUCAGUGAGCGACAGGCAGAGAUCUUCAGGUAUCUGAAAGACAAAGGGCCCCAUAACGCCCUGGCCAUUGCACAGGCCCUGGGAAUGAGGACGGCAAAAGAGGUCAACCCAGACUUGUACAAGAUGAAAAACAAGCACCUUCUGGACUUAGACGAGAAGUCAAAACUGUGGACAAUUUAUCGACCAGAAGAUUCUGGAAGAAGAAAUCAGUCUGCUGAAGUUAUUUACCAGCAAAACGCAGUCAAUGUCUUCUACCAGAAGGAACCACACAGCCAGAUUUUCAUUGCAAACUCUAGCAACACCCAGAUUGGACAUGGGAAUACCAUAACAACACAAGUAGCCUCUGGGGAAAAUGGUCCUAUAGCUCCGCCACACCUCCCUCCAAUGGUGCCAGGUGAUUCUUCAACUCCGAGUGCCUGGAGCCCCCAGGACAUCCGCCUGGAACAAUCCCUGCUCAGACGGGUACAGCUGGGACAUGGCAAUGAAAUGAACCUCCACGGCAUCCCAUCUGAAGGCCAGAGACGUACACUCUCAAGAAGCCCCCCAGUUUUUGCCACUGCUGAUAGCCCAGAAGCUUUGUUUGAAGUGAGAAUGCCUGGACCAGGGCCUCAGCACGAGGGGGACGCAGUCCAGAAAGUCAACAUCAAGAAUUGCCUCCUUGAGGAUGCCUGUAUCGGCAACAGCAACAGAAUGACCGUCCAGCCAGGGGCAGGAGGAGGCGCGGGGUCUGGAGAUGCUGACCCUGUUCAUGAAGCUUCACGACCCAGAAGCCGUUUCCCCCAAGACGCAGGCCAGGCUGCCCAUCAGUACAGCACAACGCUCAGCCCCUCGAUGAGAGCUAUGAGCCUGGGAGAAAGAGACCCUGGAACUGGAGAACACAGCUGCAGGACAGGCAGAACCCCAGACUUGGGGAGCCAGUGAGAAGAUGGGGUUCAGAAUGGACAGCCUCAAUGAGCCAACCUCGCUCAGAAAGAGGCUGGGGACAGGUGGAUGCUGCCAGCCCUGGCCUGGUGCUCUCUGACUCCAUAAACCUUUGGUGACCUGCUUGCUUCCUGCCCUCUGGCCAUCUUGUAACCCCCAGGCCUGGGGUCCCUCCCUUGAGUUGCCUUCCACUGUGGCUGCCUGCUGUGGUUUGAACGUUCAUGUUCCUACAAAGUUCAUGUUGAAACUUAACCCUAUUCCAGUAACAUUAAGAAGUGGAGGCAUCUGGGAGGUGAUGAGGUCACCAGACUUCAUCCCAGCAGUUCUCAACCUGUGUGUCGCAACCCCUUUUGGGCCAAAUGACCCUUUCAUAGGGAUCU